AUGGAGGUAGAAGAUUUACCGAAUGUGCAUGAUUUCGAGGCUUACGCAGCAAAAGCGAUGCCUGAUCUUGGACUUGAGAUCGAGGAUUUUCAAGCUCAAACAUGGCGUAUUGAACAUUGGAGUCAACAAGCAAAGAGAAUAGUUGGUCCUGAAUUCAGUUGUGGUGGACAUAAAUGGCGCAUCUUACUGUUCCCACAAGGAAACGCAAAUGGACAACCAAAUGAUAUGGUUUCUGUAUAUCUGGAUUAUGCGAAUCCUAAAACGGCACCGGAAGGCUGGCAUGCUUGUGCUCAAUUCUGUUUAGCAAUUUCAAAUCCUUGGGAUUCGACUAUCCAAACAUCAAGUCAUGCGCAUCAUCGAUUCGUUGCUGAAGAGUGUGAUUGGGGUUUCACCCGUUUUGUCGAUUUGAGAAAAUUAUACACAGCCGAUACAGCAAAUGGCAAAUCACGGCCAACGAUUGAGAAUGACGAAGUAGAAAUCACAGCGUUUGUGAGAGUAUUGAAAGAUCCUACAGGUGUAUUGUGGCAUAACUUUGUCAAUUACGAUUCAAAGAAAGAGACCGGACAUGUGGGAUUGAAGAAUCAAGGUGCUACUUGUUAUAUGAACUCUUUGUUACAAUCACUUUUCUGUACCAAUUUUUUCCGAAGAGCUGUUUAUCAAAUACCAACUGAAGGUGACGUACCUUCAGAAUCCCUCGCAUUAGCCCUUCAAAGAGUUUUCUAUCAUCUGCAAACAUCGAAUCAACCAGUCGGCACGACAGAACUUACCAAAUCGUUCGGAUGGAAAUCACUCGAUUCAUUCAUGCAACAUGAUGUGCAAGAAUUCAGUCGAAUCUUACAAGAUAAAUUGGAAAUCAAGAUGAAAGGUACUCCAGCAGAAGGUGCUAUCCCCAAAUUAUUCAAAGGGUCAAUGAAGAAUUAUAUCAAAUGUAUCGAUGUGGAUUAUGAGAGUUCCGUUACUGAGGAGUUUUACGAUAUUCAAUUGACAAUCAAGGGUAUCAAAAACCUUCGUGAUUCUUUCCGAGAAUACAUCUCAGUAGAGACUCUAGAUGGAGAUAAUAAGUACAUGGCAGAAGGUCACGGUCUACAGGCAGCAAAGAAAGGUGUCAUUUUCAAAGCUCUUCCUCCUGUAUUACAUAUGCAAUUGAGAAGAUUUGAGUACGACGUAGAAAAGGAUGCCUUAGUCAAGAUAAAUGACCGACACGAGUUCCCCUUUGAAAUAGAUCUUGCCGAAUUCCUAGAAGAAGGUGCUGAUCGAUCUCAGUCAUAUGUCUACAAACUUCAUGGUGUCCUAGUCCACUCAGGUGACUUGCACGGAGGUCAUUAUUUCGCCCUCAUCAAACCCGAAAAGGAUGGUCGAUGGUUCAAAUUUGACGAUGAUCGUGUUACCCCUGUGACGGAUAAAGAAGUUUUGGAAGACAAUUAUGGUGGUGAUAUGCUCAACGGUCUUAUUCCUCCUCAUCAACGUACACAAGCUAGAACUCUCAAGAAGUUCACAAACGCCUAUAUGUUGGUAUAUGUACGAGAGACUGAGCUAGAUACUGUUUUGGCACCUUUCACGGAGCAAGAUACACCUUCUCAUCUUAAGGCACGAUUGGAUGCUGAGCGAGAACAAUUGGAAGCUAAACGAAGAGAGAAAGACGAACAACAUCUUUACCUUACUGCUAAAGUUAUCACCGAUGAGAUAUUCUCAAGACAUCAAGGCUUCGACCUGGCUUCUUUCGAUGAUAAAAACCUUCCCGCUACAGAACUCCCAACUUUCAGAGUCUUGAAAACCGAAACUUUCUACACAUUCAAGCAAAGAAUUGCACAUUAUUUCAAAAUCUCAGAAAGGGAUUUCAGGUUAUGGGUGUUGGUAAAUAGGCAAAAUAAGACUGUCAGACCGGAUGUACCAAUUCAUGACUCAGAGAAUUCACAAACGAUGGACCACAUUCGAAAUAGUAUGGCAGCGAGAGCAUCUGAUCUUCGACUAUAUCUCGAUUACAACCCUGAUCAUGCCAAAUUCAAUGCCAUCCAUGCUGAUCCAAACAAUGCACCCAUCAUGAUCUUUUUGAAAUGGUUCGACUGUUCAAGACAAACUUUACUUGGUCAGGGUAAAGUCUUUGUUAACAAAAUCAACAAAGUCAGCGAUUUACAAGGUGUCAUUCAAGAGAAGAUGGGUUGGCCAAGUAGUACCCCUAUCAAACUCUAUGAGGAAAUUAAAGCUGGUAUGAUCGAAGGAAUGAAAACGAAGCAGACAUAUCAACAAAACGAAAUUCAAGAUGGUGACAUCAUAUGUUAUCAGGUCGACAUGACCGACAAAGAGGUUGCGGAUCUUGAGGCCCAAUCGUUAUAUUCCACUGUUCCUCAAUUCUACGACUUCCUUCAAAACCGAGUUUUAGUACAAUUCAAGUCACGUUAUGAGGAUACUACUGGCAAAGCACCAGACUUUGAUCUCAUGCUUAGUAAGAAAAUGACGUAUGAUAUUAUGGCUCAUCGAGUAGGGGAUUACUUGAAACACGAUCCACUCAAACUUCGAUUCACCUCUUCGAAUCCUCAAUCCGGAACUCCUAAGGCUAUCAUCAAACGAUCACUAAACCAAAGUGUAGCAGAUAUCACUCAAACGAAUUACUACAGUCAACAUCCUAACGUCAUCAUAUAUUAUGAACUAUUAGAUAUCAGUAUAAUCGAGCUGGAAACUAAGAAAUCAUUGAAAGUAGUGUGGACAGGACGUAAUAACAAAGAGGAAGCUACAUUACCAUUCUUAUUACCCAAGACAUCAACAUUUGCAGAUGUCGCCGAACAACUGAUAAGAUCCGUCAAGAUCUCUGCUGGAGGAAGUGGUAAAAUCCGAAUAUUCGAUAUCUCUCAAUCAGGUAGAUCACAACGUGAAUACACUGGAUCAGAGAUGAUCGGAAAUUUAACUGAACCAGCGGAAUUAUACGCCGAGGAAAUCCCAAUUGAAGAAUUAGAUGCCAUCGCUUCUGCAACGAAUGGAAACGAAGGUACAAAGGUAGUGAACUUGUUCCAUUAUGCAAGAGAUCCAAGUAGGAUACAUGGUGUUCCAUGUAAAUUUGUUCUAAAAGAGAACGAACCUUUCUCAGAAACCAAGACUAGGUUACAACAACGUAUUGGCGUCUCAGAUAAAGACUUCGUCAAAUAUAAAUUCUCUCUAGUCACUUCAACGGUGUUUAAACAACCUUCUGUUGUCGAGGACAAUGACGUGCUUUACGAUCACAAAUGGGUCGCAGAUGACGCGUUAGGAUUAGAUCAUAUGGAUAAGAGACCAAACAAAGUUAACGCUGAGAAAGGGAUUGUGAUGCGAUAG
This is a messenger RNA of Kwoniella shivajii, 3306 nucleotides long. RefSeq lists its product as uncharacterized. The coding region runs from base 1 to 3306 and encodes 1101 amino acids. The record is from RefSeq and is a predicted model, not a curated record. Gene Ontology annotation, molecular function: cysteine-type deubiquitinase activity; protein binding. Gene Ontology annotation, biological process: protein deubiquitination; regulation of protein stability. NCBI's taxonomy places the organism in Eukaryota, Fungi, Basidiomycota, Tremellomycetes, Tremellales, Cryptococcaceae. Gene Ontology annotation, cellular component: cytosol; nucleus. The transcript has 15 exons.